UUAUGUAUAGGGUUGGGUGGACCCAGCUGCGCCCGCUAAGCCUGAGACUCGAGCCUUGGGGUUCCGCUUCCUUCCCCAAAACAGGACGGGAGGAAAAUAGGAAGUCCGAGACGAGGCUUGCGGAGAACCCAGAUAACCCAGAUCAAAAUGGUGCUUUGCGGCCGAAGACGAUGAGCGUGAAAUCCUACCUCUUUUUAUCGUGUGUCCUCUUCUCGAAGAAAUCAUGAAUCAUGCGAUACGAGCCACGGUCUUGGGACCUCGCCCCGCUUCUCCUUCGACCAUAUCCGUCUCCUUCUUCCAUUCCACUCCCAUUUUGGAGCGCAAAAGGAGGACGAACUGGCACUCUGUGUAUGACUCCAUUGUCUGCUUCGUUAUAUCUCCACAAGAAUACUUUCCAAGAUAUCCUAUUUGGAUUGUUGUAAGGAGAUUCAAUUAUUAUGCAAAACGAAGGAGAAAAAUAGAAUCAAAAAGGACAUUACUGCGCAAUAUUUCAGAUUACGCAGAAUACCUUUUUGAGAGCUGGCGAGAUGAAGAUGAACGAAACACAACAAAUGAUGGAGCCCCAUGGUUUAGAAGGCACUAUUCAGCCAGGGGAACAAAGAAAAGUGGUUUCCAUGUACAUGAACCUCGAUGGGAAGAUUACAGAACCAAGAGAAGAGGUGCAUUUGUAUUUUGUUCGACCGAUGAUGAUGAUGAUGAAGUUGAAACCAUAUUCCGGUCUGCAUUCGGAGGGGCAAGAUACUCUUAUUGGUCUUUCAGUGGUUUUGAAAAUUUUCAAUGGAGGAACUCUUCCAGCCAUGCUCACAGUAAAAGCUCUCGGAACUGGAGUUAUGAAUCAGAUGAUGAAACUGAUACUUCCCUAGAGUCAGAACUAGCUUCUGAACGGUUAGCUCUUGGGUUGAGUGCAUCUGGGCCAUUAAAACUUGAAGAAGUUAAAAAUGCGUAUCGAGCCUGUGCCUUAAGAUGGCAUCCUGAUCGUCACCAAGGUGCAUCAAAGGUAGCAGCAGAGGAGAAAUUCAAGCAUUGCAGUGCAGCGUACAAGAUAUUAUGUGAUAGAUUGGCUGUGAGCUAAGGAGUUUAAGGCAUGAGAAUCAAGAGGGUCCAUCUGCAGUUUUGUAACCAUAAUUUAUUAAAGGAAAAGCUUUACCAAAGUUCUUUGUUAAAUUAGCUUAUUCAAGCAUGAAUUCCCGAGCUAUAAGAUGCGUCUUCAAACAGUUAAAUGUAUCUUAUACAGGAAAAAAACAAUUAAAUGUAUCAUUUAAAAGAAUUGAUAUCUUUAACAAACUUAAAAAUUGAUAGCAUAUCUAUAGCCGUCCAUCAGUGCAA
Molecule: messenger RNA, 1326 nt
Organism: Elaeis guineensis (African oil palm)
Lineage: Eukaryota; Viridiplantae; Streptophyta; Magnoliopsida; Arecales; Arecaceae
Source: RefSeq, a predicted model, not a curated record